Molecule: messenger RNA, 1177 nt
Organism: Rhagoletis pomonella (apple maggot)
Lineage: Eukaryota; Metazoa; Arthropoda; Insecta; Diptera; Tephritidae
Product: BTB/POZ domain-containing protein KCTD5-like
Exons: 5
Coding region: 544-1173 (209 amino acids)
Biological process (GO): protein homooligomerization; proteasome-mediated ubiquitin-dependent protein catabolic process
Cellular component (GO): Cul3-RING ubiquitin ligase complex; cytoplasm
Molecular function (GO): cullin family protein binding
Source: RefSeq, a predicted model, not a curated record
UACUCGUAUCGUUUCAUCCCUAAUUAGAAGAAAUAGAAGUGAGUGAAAAGAAUUUAGCAAAUAAAAAAAAGAGCGAGUAGUGAAAAGAAUUUAAUCUGUGUUUUCAACAAAUAAAAAGGGAAAUAAAAUAAUCGGUGGCGGAAUUGAUUCUGAAAACUUUUGUGAAUGUUUUUACAGAUAAAGGACAUACAUAUAUACUCUGCCAGACAUAAAACAAACCAUUCUUAAGUGGGUUUGGAUGAUAAUUGUUUUUGAAUCAAUUAACAGAGUAAUAAAAUUGCAGUUGAGAACGCCCGUCAAUUGCAUCUUUGUUCGGGUAAUAAGGCUCUUUGUAGAGAAAUAGAAAACAUUCCAUACCUGCUGAACGUUAACAUUUACUUAUUGCCUUUGCUGCAUCAGAAAUUCUUGCAUUUACAUUGCAACCAAUUGUGCAGUAACGAACCAAUCCUCCAAGAUAUUCUUUCCAAUAAAGUAUCGUUGAAAGUGAGGUUAAUAAAGCAUAACACUAUAAUUCUGUUGCGGACCGCUCAGAGUGAUAUAGUUAUGACAACAAUAAAUAUAAAUUCACGAAAAAGUCCAAUGCUGAAAAAGCAGGGCACAGACCAGUGGGUGAAGCUUAAUGUGGGUGGCACAUACUUUCUAACAACAAAGACCACGCUCUCCCGUGACCCAAAUUCGUUUCUGUCACGUCUUAUACAAGAGGAUUGUGAUUUAAUAUCUGAUCGGGACGAAACAGGCGCCUACCUGAUUGAUAGAGACCCAAAAUAUUUUGCGCCAGUGCUGAACUAUUUGCGGCAUGGUAAAUUGGUUUUAGAUGGCGUUUCCGAGGAAGGAGUUCUAGAAGAAGCUGAAUUCUACAAUGUGACACAGCUGAUAACACUACUGAAGGAAUGUAUAAAUCAUAGAGAUCAGCGACCACAUGCUGAUAAAAAACGUGUAUAUCGUGUGUUGCAGUGUCGAGAACAGGAAUUAACACAAAUGAUCUCAACUUUAUCAGAUGGUUGGCAUUUUGAACAAUUAAUUAGCGUUGGCAUGCAGUAUACAAAUUAUGGACCAUUCGAAAAUAACGAAUUCUUAUGCGUAGUAUCAAAAGAAUGCGGUUCAUCGUCGGGCCGUGAACUGGAAUUAAACGAUCGCGCUAAGGUGCUACAGCAGAAAGGCUCUCGAAUGUAAGAAU